UGCCAGUUUUGGGUUUGCGUCCGUUCUCUGCGUUCAACGUCCAUCACACUUCCAUUGCUGCUGCUGCUGUUCUUACCUUCCCUAGCGUUCUGCCUUUGGUGUUGACUUCUUAACUUCUACCAGAGCACUACAUGCGUAGCAGCAUGGGGAACAGAAAUAUAUGCUUCACAGUUCUGGAAGCUGGAAGAUCAAGAUGAAGAUGCAGAAACCUGCUGAGGGCUACUUCCAUUCCAAGAGGGUGCUUUGGACUGCAUCCUUCUGCAGUGGUCUCACUUGUCAGAAAGUGGAGGAGUAAGAGGACAACCCUUUCUCUGUCGGACUCUCACAAUCCACAACCUUGAGCCCAGUAGCAAGAGGACAACCCUUUCUCUGUUGGACUCUCACAAUCCACAACCUUGAGCCCAGAAGCCUUACUACCUUUCCCAAGGUUCCAGCUUCCAGCUUUGUUGCACUUGGAACUUGGUCUCUGCUCAUGGAUUUGAACACACUUUUUAGGUCACAGCAGACACCAACGACAUCCUACCAGUUUGACACCAAAUUCUAAUUCAGAGUGUGGAUGUAGAUAGCAGCGUAAUUUUGAGAAGGCAGAUCUGAGUUUCAGUUUCAAGACUAAGAUGAGAGGAAGUUCAGAACCUAAGUCACUGAGUUGUCAUGAGACGGUAAAAGAAGGUUCCCGGCUUCUGAGCAAUUGUAUUAUAAGACAUGGCUGAAGAGAAAAGAUUACUCAGAAUACCCAUGAGCAAAUGUUCACUUACCCAAGAAUGAGCAAACUCUGAUGUUGGCCAGUGAGAUGGCUCAGUGGGUCAAGAUGCCUGUCCUGGAGCCUCAAAACUUGAAUUCAGUCCAUGGAGGAAAGAAAUGGACUCCCACAAGACAUGGGCCACCAGGUGCCCUCUGCAGGAGCGCUGCGGUGUGCAAUUGUGAGCACAUUCACAUGCAAGGAAAUAAAUUCUCGUUCUGGAUUCUGCAGGCAGACUGCUCCCAAAGAAGUGACAAUUCCCAUGACUGUUCCCAGAGGAAUGAGAGGCAGUCAUGGCGAGGAAGCCUAACAGCAAGCAACACGCAUAAGGUCCAGAGCAUGAAGCUGAGAGCUCACGUCUUCCAAAGGAGACACAGAGAAGAGCUAACUACAAGUGGGUCUCUCUCGAAACCUGAGGUUCUUCUCUUCAGCAGAACUGGACAGCCCAAGAUCUUCAGGGUUGCACCCCUCUCCACCGCUCACCCCCAGCGCUGUAGUCACAGGAUGUCAAGUCCUUUGGAGGUGGCGUAGCUGGAUCAUAUGGUAGGUCUAUUUUUGACAUUUUGAGAGUUUUGCUCACUGAUUUCCAGAAUGGCUGCUCCAGCACUCCCCACCCCCACCCCCAGCAGUGAGUGACAGUUCUCUUUCCCCACAUCCUUGCCACUGUUUGUUAUCAUGGUUGCUUUGACCGACACCUCCUGAGUUGCUAGGGAUGAAUGGUUUUGAGUUAUUUCUUAGUCAUUUUUAUUUCUUUUUUGGAGAACUUCCUGUUCGGAUCCAUAGCUCAUUUUUUAAAUUAGAUCAUUGUUUUAUUCUUUUUUUUUUGAGUUCUCUAUAUAUUGUGGCUGCUAAUCUUCUGUCAGAUGUAUAUCUGGCAAAGAUUCUCUACCACCCUGAUUGUUUCCUUAGUUGUACAGAAGCUCUUUAGUUUUAUGAGGCCCUAUUUAUCAAUUUUUAAAAAUAGGAUGUGAACAGAAACUUCAGAAAAAGUACAUUAAUGUCCAAGAAAAAAAAGCCCAAGAUCUCUGGCUGUUAGAGAAAUGCAAAUUAAAACUACAAUAAUAUACUACUGGAAACUCAUUCAUAUGGGUAGAGAUAAAUAACUGAUACUCACCCAACGUUAGCAAAAAUAUAAAGGAGACACAACUUAGAUCCGUGCUGGUAAGAAUGGAAAAUUUGGCAACCUAGCAGUUUCUUAAGUUUCUUAAAGAGUUAAGCACACAUCUGUCGUAUGACUCAGUAAUACCAAUUCUAGUGUUUAUACAAAAUAAAGGAAAACACUCGCCCACAAAAAGCCUUGUGUAAGGAAGCUUAUAGCAGCUUUAUUCAUAAUAGCCCCAAACUGGAAACAACCCAGGUGCCCAUCAAUAGAGCAGAAAAAUAAACUGCGAUGUCCUCAGCCAGUGGAAUGCAAUGAAAUAAUAAAGAGAAGCAAACUGCUUGUGCAAGCAGAAACAUGAAUGAACCCCCAAAGUCUACACUCAGGGAAGAAAGUCAGUUGCAAGAGUGUAGACUCUGUGGUUCUGUGGAUAUGAAGUUCUGCAGGGAAGAAAAAAAUGUGAUUAAAAUCAGAACAAUGAUUGCUUCUAGAAGAGACCAAGGCUGAGGAACUUUUCUGGUUGAUGAAAAAUAUUUAAAAUAAUGUGUGUUAUCUUAGUUAAGGGAGCCACCUUAGAGUUGGCAAGAGACUUGAACCUAGAGUGGCUCCCAGGAGCCCAAGGCGAUGUCCCCAGUUAGUCCCUUGGGAAGCGGAGGAUAGGGAACCUGAAAUGACACUAUCCCAUAGCAAUACUGACGAAUAUCUUUCAUAUCACCAUAGAACCUUCAUCUGGUGAUGGAUGGAGAUAGAGACAGAGACCCACACUGGAGCACUGGACUGAGCUCCCAAGGUCCCAAUGAGGAGCAGAUGGAGGGAGAACAUGAGCAAGGAUGUCAGGACCACGGGGGGUGCACCCACCCACUGAGACAGUGGGGGCUGAUCUCUUGGGAGCUCACCAAAGCCAGCUGGACUGUGACUGAAAAAGCAUGGGAUAAAACCGGACUCUCUGAUCAUGGCGAACAAUGAGGACAGAUGAGAAGCCAAGGUCAAUGGCAAGGGGUUCUGAUCCUACUUCAUGUUCCGGUUUGGUGGGAGCCUAGCCAAUUUGGAUGUUCGCCUUCCUAGACAUGGACGGAGCGGGAGGACCUUGGACUUUCCACAGGGCAGGGAACCUUGACU
Alexandromys fortis (reed vole) is the source of this 2957-nucleotide messenger RNA. RefSeq lists its product as uncharacterized. The transcript is spliced from 7 exons. The coding region runs from base 776 to 1270 and encodes 164 amino acids. Lineage: Eukaryota; Metazoa; Chordata; Mammalia; Rodentia; Cricetidae. The record is from RefSeq and is a predicted model, not a curated record.